AUGGUGGCCUCCCGGGCUAUUGGCAUCCUCAGCCACUUCUCUGACUUCAGAAUCCUCUGAUCUCAAGGUUAUAUACGCCGCAAUUUUACAGAGUCUUCUGCUUUGCUGACCAGGACCCAUAUUAACUAUGGAGUCAAAGGGGAUGUGGCAGUUAUUCGAAUUAAAUCUCCCAAUUCAAAGGUAAAUACACUGAAUAAAGAGCUGCAUUCAGAGUUCACAGAAGUUAUGAAUGAAGUCUGGGCUACUAAUCAAAUCAGAAGUGCCGUCCUUAUCUCAUCAAAGCCAGGCUGCUUUAUUGCGGGUGCUGAUAUCAAUAUGUUAGCCACUUGCAAGACCCCUCGAGAAGUAACACAGAUGUCACAAGAAGCACAGAGAACAUUUGAGAAACUUGAAAAGGCCACAAAGCCUGUUAUAGCUGCCAUCAGUGGAUCCUGCCUGGGAGGAGGGCUUGAGCUUGCCAUUUCAUGCCAAUACAGAAUAGCAACAAAAGAUGGAAAAACAAUAUUAGGUGUCCCUGAAGUCUUGCUGGGGAUCUUACCAGGAGCAGGAGGCACACAAAGGCUGCCCAAAAUGGUGGGUGUGCCUGCUGCUUUUGACAGGAUGCUGACUAGUAGAAACAUUCGUGCAGAUAGGGCAAAGAUAAUGGGACUGGUUGACCAAUUGGUAGAACCCCUGGGACCAGGACUAAAACCUCCAGAGGAAUGGACAAUCGAAUACCUAGAAGAAGUUACAAUUACUUUUGCCAAAGGACUAGCUGAUAAGAAUAUCUCUCCAAAGAGAGACAAGGGAUUGGUGGAAAAAUUGACAGCGUACAUCAUGACUAUUCCAUUUGUCAGGCAACAGGUUUACAAAAAAGUGGAAGAAAAAGUGCAAAAGGAGACUAAAGGCCUUUAUCCUGCACCUCUGAAAAUAAUCGACGUGGUAAAGACUGGAAUUGAGCGAGGGAGUGAUGCUGGUUAUCUCUCUGAAUCUCAGAAAUUUGGAGAGCUUGCAAUGACCAGUGAAUCAAAGGCCUUGAUGGGACUCUACCAUGGUCGGGUCUUGUGCGAGAAGAAUAAAUUUGGAGCACCACAGAAGGAUGUUAAGCAUGUGGCUAUUCUUGGUGAAGGGCUGAAGGGAGCAGGCAUCACCCAAGUCUCUGUGGAUAAGAGGCUAAAGGCUAGACUUAAAGAUGCCACACUCACUAGGCUAGGCCAAGGACAGCAACAAGUGUUCAAAGGAUUGAAUGAUAAAGUGAAGAAGAAAGCUCUAACAUCAUUUGAAAGGGAUUCCAUCUUCAGCAACUUGACUGGAUGUGGGGAAAGAGAGAUCAGACUUAGCAACGUUUUAAAGGUCGACAUGGUGAUUGAAGCUGUGUUUGAGGACCUUAGUCUGAAGCACAGAGUGCUAAAGGAAGUAGAAGCGGUGAUUCCAGAUCACUGUGUCUUUGCCAGUAACACAUCUGCUUUCCCAAUCAGUGAAAUCGCUGCUGUCAGCAAAAGACCUGAGAUUGGCAUGCACUACUUCUCUCCCACGGACAAGAUGCAGCUGCCGGAGAUGAUCACAACCGAGAAAACUUCCAAAGACACCAGUGCUUCAGCUGUGGCAGUCAGUCUCCAGCAGGGGAAGGUCAUCAUUGUGGUUAAGGAUGGACCUGGCUUCUAUACCACCAGGUGUCUUGCACCCAUGAUGUCUGAAGUUGUCCGAAUCCUCCAGGAAGGAGUUGACCUGAAGAAGCUGGUCCUGACCACAAGCUUUGGCUUUCCUGUGGGUGCCACCACACUGGUGGAUGAAGUUGGUGUGGAUGUAGCGAAACAUGUGGCGGAAGAUCUGCGCAAAGCCCUUGGGGAGCGGUUUGGAGGUGGAAACCCAGAACUGCUGACACAGAUGGUGUCCAAGGGCUUCCUAGGUCGCAAGUCUGGGAAGGGCUUUUACAUCUAUCAGGAGGGUGUGAAGAGUAAGAAUUUGAAUUCUGACAUGGAUAGUAUCUUAGUGAGUCUAAAGAUGCCUCCUAAGUCUGAAGUCUCCCCGGGCGAAGACAUCCAGUUCUGCCUGGUGACAAGAUUUGUGAAUGAGGCAGUCAUGUGCCUGCGAGAGGGGAUCUUGGCCACGCCUGCGGAGAGAGACAUCGCAGCUGUCUUUGGGCUCGGCUUCCCGCCUUGUUUUGGAGGGCCUUUCUGCCUUGUGGAUCUGUAUGGUGCCCAGAAGAUAGUGGACCGGCUCAAGAAGUAUGAGGCUGCCUAUGGAAAACAGUUCACUCCAUGCUAGCUGCUAGCUGACCAUGCUAACAGCCCUAACAAGAAGUUCUACCAGUGA
This is a messenger RNA of Symphalangus syndactylus (siamang), 2295 nucleotides long. Its product is annotated as trifunctional enzyme subunit alpha, mitochondrial-like. Lineage: Eukaryota; Metazoa; Chordata; Mammalia; Primates; Hylobatidae. Gene Ontology annotation, biological process: fatty acid beta-oxidation. Gene Ontology annotation, cellular component: mitochondrial fatty acid beta-oxidation multienzyme complex; mitochondrion. The record is from RefSeq and is a predicted model, not a curated record. Gene Ontology annotation, molecular function: long-chain (3S)-3-hydroxyacyl-CoA dehydrogenase (NAD+) activity; NAD+ binding; enoyl-CoA hydratase activity.